Rhododendron vialii is the source of this 1854-nucleotide messenger RNA. Its product is annotated as putative receptor-like protein kinase At3g47110. Gene Ontology annotation, molecular function: protein binding. The record is from RefSeq and is a predicted model, not a curated record. Gene Ontology annotation, cellular component: plasma membrane. The coding region runs from base 1 to 1854 and encodes 617 amino acids. The transcript is spliced from 3 exons. Gene Ontology annotation, biological process: hormone-mediated signaling pathway. Lineage: Eukaryota; Viridiplantae; Streptophyta; Magnoliopsida; Ericales; Ericaceae.
AUGGCUACAAGCAGCACCACUGCUGUCCCCAUGUCAAAUGAGACAGACCGUCAAGCUUUGCUUGCUAUCAAGGAUUUGGUGCAAGGAGAUGCUUUUCCUGUUUUCCGCUCCUGGAAUCAUUCCGUCCACUUCUGCAAGUGGGACAGAGUUACAUGCGGUCGAAACCUUACCUUCCUCAGAGCGAUUGAUCUCAGCAACAACUUCCAUGGCAUCAUCCCGAAAGAAAUCGUAAGGUUGUAUCGCCUACAACAACUUUUUCUUGCAAAUAAUUCCUUUGAAGGCAAAUUACCUACCAAUAUGACUCGUUGGUCAAACAUCAAGGAAAUGGAUCUAAUGAAUAACAACCUAGGAGGCGAAAUGCCUGUUGUGGUGAGCUCUCUGUCAAGUCUCACACGAUUGGGUCUUGGUCUAAACAAUUUCAGAGGAUUGAUACCGGCCUCGUUCGGAAAUCUCUCUGAGCUGUCUGCGCUUUCUUUGUCGGACAACAAGCUAGUCGGAAGCAUUCCUUUCGAACUUGGACGACUUUCCAAAUUACAUUUUCUUCAGCUGUCUUCGAACAACUUGACUGGUAUGAUUCCUCCCCAGCUUUACAACAUGUCGUCACUCAGAUUUGUUUCUCUAGUCGCGAACCAAUUGCAUGGAAGCCUUUCCCCAGAUUUCGGUUUGGCUCUUCCAAAGCUACAAGAAGUUUAUAUUGGUUCUAACCAUUUCAAUGGGCCUAUUCCGUCAUCAAUAGGCAAUGCUUCUAGAAUAGUCAAACUCGAUAUUACAAAUAAUACAAUUAACGGGCCCACACCAAAAAGUCUGGGAAACCUUAAAGAUCUUGAAUUUUUUGGGGCAGCUAUGAAUCAACUUGAAACUAAUAGAGGGAAUGAAUUGAGUAACGUUAUGAAUACGCUUUCCAACUGUUCCAAUCUACGAAGGUUUAGUUUAGCAACAAAUAACUUUAGUGGUUUGUUGCCCCAUUCCAUCGCAAAUCUCUCAAAAUUUUUAAGUCAAUUGCAUCUUCAAGAGAACUACAUAUCUGGAAGCAUACCUGUUGGGAUUGCGAACCUUCUGAACUUACAGGGUAUCAUAGUAUUUGGGAACAUGCUUAGCGGCAGUAUUCCUGAAUCCAUUGGUAAACUCACCAAGUUGGAACAAAUUUAUAUGUAUGCAAAUGACAUCUCAGGAAAAAUCCCAUCCUCCAUUGGAAACCUGAGCCAGCUAAGCAUCCUUGCCCUUGCUGAAAAUAGGCUAGAGGAAAGGAUACCUGAUUCCUUGGGAAAUUGUAAACGUCUUCUAGCGAUUGAUUUCGGUUCCAAUAACCUCACCGGAACAAUAACUGGACAAAUCUUUAGGCUUUCAUCCCUAUCUAUUGGUCUUUUUCUCGGUGGUAAUCAGUUAACAGGACCGAUACCAACGAUAGGUAACUUGAGAAAUCUUGAACAGCUGGACAUAUCAGAUAAUAAAUUAUCAGGAGGAAUCCCAGCAUCUCUUAGCAGUUUCCAAGUGUUGGAAUCCCUUUCUCUCGCUGGAAAUCAUUCCGAAGGUACUAUUCCUGAAUCCCUAAGUCAACUGAAAGGUAUUCAAUUCCUAGAUCUAUCUCGCAAUAACUUGUCCGGACAAAUUCCCAAGUUUUUAGGAGAGUUGAAUUCACUUCAAAGUCUCAACCUCUCAUACAAUAUGUUCGAAGGUGAGAUUCCAAUUGACGGAUUGUUCAAGAAUGCUAGUGCCUUUUCAGUUGUCGGAAAUAGCAAGCUGUGCGGAGGGGUUGAAGAACUGCAACUUCCUGCAUGUCCAGCCAAAGUGAGGGAAAGUAUGGUCUUGUUUACAAAGGGAUUCUCAACUCUACUGGAGAAACAAUUGCUGUGA